GGUAAGUGAGUCUCGCUUUGGUUUAGAACUCCGGACUCCAGAGUCACGGCAUCAUCCCCCACUGUCCGAGGCCUGAGAUUGAAAAAAAUUCAUCCCAGGUAAACUCGGGACCGCCGUCCUGCAGGGGCUGUUGGCGCCGCUGCCGACGGCAACACAGGCCGGUCACGGAACCGAGCCGGCACAGGAUAACCGGCACACACUUGAGCGGAUCAUCGUGUCCGUUCGCACCCGGGACAAGAUGCAGAGUCUUUCGGAAACGGUGUUAACGGACGACGUCGGCGACCGAGCUUGUUCCGUCGAGUUCGUCGUCGGCGACAACGUCGGGGCCGCACGCAGAGCCGAUGUCGUCAUCCUCUCGUGUCACCCUCACCAAGGAGCCGAGGUCCUCGGCAUGCCGGGCAUGCGGGAAGCGCUCUCCGGAAAGCUGCUGGUAAGCAUGCUCGGCGGCGUGUCCGUGGCAAAGCUCGAGGAGGGCUUGUAUGGAAACCCGAGGAGGAGUGAGUCUCCCGGCCUCCGUCCCUGCCACAUCCUCCAGGCAAUCCCAAACGUAGCAGCGGCCCGACAGAAGUCCGUUACCGUCGUCGGUGGUCAGUCCGCUUCCAUACCGGGUGAAGUGCUAGAACUAGGGCACGAGGUCCUAAGGCGGAUCGGAACCCCUGUCCCUGUCAGCACGAACCAAAUGCCUGCCGCCACGGCGUUGUGCGCUUCGGGCACCGCGUUUUUCUCUUGGUUCCUCGAGGCAAUGGUGGAUGCUGCCGUAGCACAGGGGAUCGAGAGGAGCAAAGCGACACACCUGGCGGCUCUCACCAUGGCAGGCGCAGCGGAAUUGGUAGUCUCUGGUCAAGACCCGGCUGCCGUCACUGCAAGGGUCACAACUCCCGGCGGCGCAACUGCGAGAGGGUUGGCAACCUUAGAACGAGGCGAGGCAAAGGAGACCGUGGUAAAGGCGCUUCAGGCGACGACAUCGAAAAUCUGUUCAUGAAAUAGUCUAUUGCAUGGAUUGAAAACAG
Molecule: messenger RNA, 1010 nt
Organism: Thermothelomyces thermophilus ATCC 42464
Lineage: Eukaryota; Fungi; Ascomycota; Sordariomycetes; Sordariales; Chaetomiaceae
Exons: 1
Coding region: 239-982 (247 amino acids)
Biological process (GO): L-proline biosynthetic process
Molecular function (GO): pyrroline-5-carboxylate reductase activity
Source: RefSeq, a predicted model, not a curated record